Callorhinus ursinus (northern fur seal) is the source of this 2366-nucleotide messenger RNA. The record is from RefSeq and is a predicted model, not a curated record. NCBI's taxonomy places the organism in Eukaryota, Metazoa, Chordata, Mammalia, Carnivora, Otariidae.
UCUCGAAGCGGCCCGAGGGCGCGGCCGCCUGGACCCGCCAAGCGCCCAGCGCGGAGCAGACAUGACCUCACGCAGAUGGUUUCACCCCAACAUGAGCGGAGCUGAGGCCGAGAAGCUGCUCCUGUCCAGGGGCCAGCAUGGGAGCUUCCUGGCAAGACCCAGCAAGAGUUGCCCAGGGGGCUUGACACUGUCUGUCAGGCGCCACGAUGAGGUGACCCACAUCAAGAUCCAAAACACAGGCGACUACUACCAUCUCUACGGAGGGGAGUUCGCAACGCUCGCCGAGCUGGUGCAGCACGACACGGGCCAGCAGGGGGCGCUGCUCCGCGAGCGCAGCGGGGGCCCAGUUGAGCUCCGGCACCCGCAGGGCUGCCAGGACCCCGUAUCCGAGCGGUGGUACCAUGGGCACCUGUCUGGCAAGGAGGCCGAGCAGCUGCUGAUGGAAAAAGGACGUCCGGGUACCUUCCUGGUGCGGGAGAGUCGGAGCAAACCGGGGGACUUGGUUCUGUCUGUGCUCACACAGCAGCCAGACAAGGCUGACCGCCGGCCGCGGGUCACACACGUCAUGGUCCACUUCCAGCCGGAUGGGAAGUAUGACGUGGGAGGUGGGGAGCAGUUCGACACCCUCACAGACCUGGUGGAGCAGUCAGGGAUUGUGGUGCAUCUCAAGCAGCCCCUCAAGGCCACGAGGAUCAAUGCCGCAAGCAUCGAGAGCCGAGUACAGGAGCUCAGCAGGGCCACUGAAGCCAGCGAGAAGGCCAAGCAGGGCUUCUGGGAAGAAUUUGAGAUGCUGCAGCAGCAGGAAUGUCGGCUCCUGUAUCCACGGAAGGAGGGGCAGCGGUUGGAGAACAAGCCCAAGAAUCGCUACAAGAGCAUCCUUCCCUUUGAUACCACCCGUGUCACUCUGCAUGAUGUGGACGACAGUGUGCCUGGUGCCAACUACAUCAACGCCAACUAUAUCAGGAGUGAUCCAGAGGAGAAGCCAGGUCAUGGACUGGGCAAGGUGUACAUCGCCACCCAGGGCUGUCUGCAAACCACAGUAGCUGCCUUCUGGGCGAUGGUGCACCAGGAGAACACGCGGGUCAUUAUCAUGGCCACAAGAGAGGUGGAGCGAGGCCGGAACAAAUGUUUCCGGUACUGGCCAGAGCUACAUGGCAGCCACGAAUAUGGCCGUGUACUUAUUUGCAACUUGGCGGAGUACCAGGCCCAGGGCUACUGUGUGCGGGAACUGCAGGUGUGGCGGCCAGAUCAGGAGGAGCCACCGCGCACAGUGAAGCACUACCAGUACUUCAGCUGGCCAGACCACGGGGUCCCGGCCGAGCCCUCCGGCGUCCUCGGCUUCCUGGAGGAGGUGAACAGGGCCCAGAGCAGCAUGCCAGGGGCCGGACCCAUGGUGGUGCACUGCAGCGCCGGCAUCGGACGCACUGGCACGAUCAUCGUGAUUGACAUCCUGGUGGACCUCCUCCGCCGGCAGGGUCUGGACUGCGACAUCGACGUUCCCAAGACGAUCCAGCUGGUGCGGCGGCCGCGCUCGGGGAUGGUGCAGACCGAGGCGCAGUACAAGUUCGUGUACCUGGCGCUGCAGCGCGCGAGCCGCGGGAGGGGCGCGACUAUCUGGACGUGGGCAUCGGGUCGGCGGACCCCGGCCGCAACGCUGGACCCCUGUCGUCUCGGGCGCCGGCGGCGACCGCGGAGGCCUCCGGCGGCGAGUACGAGAACCUGCGGGGCCUCGCGCGGUGAGGGACCCCGCGCAGUGCGGGGGCUCCGCGUGCGCGCGCCCCGGGUGGGGCCGGAGCCACACUGGAGGCUGGGAGCCCGAAAGGCGGGCCGUGGCGUUCCUCAGGACUGUGUUUAGGACAUACAGGCUGGAGCUUGUCCCUGAGUGCCGGGGGAGGGGUCCCUCCUGACCUGGCCUGGACGCCUAGAAAUGGGGAGGGGCAGUCGGGAGACCCGAGUGUCCCUGCCCCUGCUGGGGCUCCCAGGUGAGGGAGGAGCGGGAAGGCAGGGCCUGAGGGCUGUGGUUUGUCUCUCGGUAUGGGAGGCCACCAGUCAUGGCCCGCACAACACAGUGACCACGUAUGUCAUGAGUGGCCAGUCUGUGCUUGACGCGACUGUAGCCACCAUCAGUGUUUGCCUGCCCUACCCCCAUCCUAGGCACCCACCCCUGCUUUGGAGCUGCCCACAGGGCAGGUGCAUGUGAGAUGCUCCUGCGAACACGUGAGCGACCCCGUGUGCCUGGGUGAGGCUCACGUGUGUGCAUGACUGGUGUGUGACGGGUGUUCCGUCACUGGCAUGUAGUCUGUGCCCCUCCCAUCGCAGAUGGCCCUGUGGCUUUGUGGUACCCUCAAUAAAAUGACUCGUUCUCA